AUGGUUGUCUAUGCAUCGAUGAUAGAGUAUGGCAACGAGGAGAGCGCAGCGUAUGGGCGUAACCGAGACGCGAGACACGCAGACGUUGACGACGGCGGUCUAGACGGAGUCGGCAAUGCUGCGCAACCUGGUCGGCAGUCUACGACGACGAGCUCGGUCCGUAGCUGCACGAGAAACACAAUCGAGCAAAACCCCAACGGAAGCCAUGAGAGAGAAUAG
Molecule: messenger RNA, 219 nt
Organism: Strongylus vulgaris
Lineage: Eukaryota; Metazoa; Nematoda; Chromadorea; Rhabditida; Strongylidae
Source: the annotation of a GenBank genome assembly